AAAAGACGGAAUAAAGUCUUCAGCUCUUCGCCUCGUCUCCUCCGCAAUAGAGUGAAAUUUGGAGGGAAGAACGCAAACUUAGUUAACGAACCAAACUCUGUCCUUCCCAACCCGACCCUUCAUCUCCAUUAGUCCAUAGCUCCGCCUCUAUAUCAGGUAACCCUCCGCUCUUCUUCUCUCCUUUUCAUUUCCGAAUUCUUCUCGCCAUAUCUUUCUAUUGUCGGGAGCAGUUGACAGAAAUUGAGGCUAUGCUCUUCGCCUCUUCCUCUCUUGCGUAGGCUGACUGCCCAGGGAUCCGGUGUGAGGAUAUCCAGAUCUCCCAUGGAAGGGGAGGUGGUCUCCGGCGACGCCUCCAAGACGCCGUUGUCGGCGGUGGUAGACGCGUUUGAAGGCCUUUUCGCGGAGAUGGAUACCAGGGGGUAUGAUCGUAUUCAGUUGAAACCGUUCUGCGAGGCGUGUUCUCUUGUUUCUGUCCUUUUUGGGUGCUUAGGGAUCGCCUUUAAAUUCGCCGAGCUUGAAUACGUUGCUAAGGUUCAAAGCCUUGCCGAUGCAUCAAAAAGAUAUGAAACGUUAGAAAGUGUACUUGAUUAUGAUGUCAAAAACGGCAGUGUCAAAACGGCAGGGAGUUUAUCACGCAAUUUACGCAGAGUUAGGCAGGGCUUACAUCUCAUCAAAGAUAUAUUUCAGAACUUUAUGUCUUCAGAAUACAACUCAUUGAGAGAUGCUGCUUCAAUGGCGUAUGCCAAUGUUUGUGCACCAUAUCAUACAUGGGCUGUCAGGGCUGCUGUAUGUGCUGGUAUGUAUGCACUCCCAACUCGUAACCAACUUCUGGAGAGGCUGAAUGAAAAUGAUGUCUCAGCAGAGCAAGAAAUGAAAAGAUACAUCAAUGCUUUGCAACCCAUCAUUGAGUACAUUGACAACCUCUACCUUUCAAGAAACAUCACUUUGGAUUGGUGAUGCUCUCAUCUUUUGUUUGUUUGAAUGGAUGGGAUAUACUAGAAGUAGAAAUGUUUCUCAAGUGGAGAGCACAUUCUUUGAAUGGAUAUGAGAGUAUUAUCUGCUCACUCCGUUUACGUUCAACCUACUUGUUACUAGGAUAUCAAGAUGGGGUUUUAAGUAUAGGUAUCAGUGUAAAAUCUUGUUUUGGAUGUAUAGUCAAAUUAGCAUCAUUAAUAUAUAUAGAGAAGAAAUAGAACUCGAAAACUUGUAGAUUGAUACAUAGUUAGCCAUUGAAAGUUUGAAAUUAUUUACAUCCGUAAAGUAUCAUUUUGCUACACAUUUCAAUUAGUU
Cuscuta europaea is the source of this 1290-nucleotide messenger RNA. Lineage: Eukaryota; Viridiplantae; Streptophyta; Magnoliopsida; Solanales; Convolvulaceae. The record is from the annotation of a GenBank genome assembly.